AUAUAACAACUCUCUUUGAAAAUGAUCGUCACUUUUCUCAUCUUUCAACUCUGGAACGGGAAAUGGCAUUUCGAACUGAAAUGGGUCUUUAUUAUUCCUAUUUCAAGACUAUAGUUGAAGCAUCAUCAUUUUACAGUGGAGUUUGGAUGAUUAUGAAUGACAAUCUAACUGAAUACCCUCUUGUAAUAAACACACUGAAAAGAUUUAAUCUCUAUCCAGAGGUUGUGUUAGCCAGCUGGUACCGCAUGUAUACAGGGACAAUGAAUUUUAUUGGCAUUCAGACCCAAAAAUGUUGGACUGUGAAUAGGGGGGAAGGUCUGAGUCCUGUUGAAAGCUGUGAAGGAUUAGGAGAUCCUGCUUCUUUUUACGUGGCUAUGAUAUUUCUUCUGAAUGGAUUAAUGGUGUCAGUUUUCUUCUUAUAUGGCACAUACCUAAGUGGGAACAGAUUUGGAGGGUUACUUACAGUGGCAUGCUACUUUUUCAACCAUGGGGAGAGUACUCGUGUGAUGUGGACCCCUCCUCUCCGUGAAAGCUUUUCAUAUCCAUUCCUUGUGGUUCAGAUGUUAUUAUUAACCUACAUUCUCAGGACUCAGAAUGUUAAUAGAAGAAGCUUGAUUGCACUAUCUGUUUCUAAUGUUUUUUUCAUGCUUCCAUGGCAGUUUGCUCAGUUUGUUCUUCUGACACAGGUGGCAUCUGUUUUUGGUAUAUAUAUAUUAGGAUUCAUUGAUUCAGCCAAACUACAGAAGAUACUUUAUGCACAUAUGGUGUCACUUGCUGUAUGUUUUGUCUUUAUGUUUGGAAACUCUAUGUUGAUGACAUCGUAUUAUGCUGCCUUUUUGAUAGUCAGCUGGAGUAUUCUUGAACUGGGCCCUAAGUACCUGAAAGUGUAUACCAAAAAUAUUCCUUCAUGGGCUUUGGAAGGAUUAUCUUGCCUCUUUGGGACAAUUACCUUGAAAUUCUUGAUGAGUCUAAUAUUUGGAAUAUCUGAUGAUGCUCAUAUAAGUAAUCUGUUAAAAGCAAAACUUACCGGUUAUAGAGAUUUUGAUACAUCAAUGUACACUUGUGCUGUGGAGUUUGAUUUCAUGGAAAAAGAGACUCCAGUAAGAUAUAUGAAGACAUUCUUGCUUCCGGUAGUUCUUAUUGUUUUUUCAGUAAUUGUUGUAAAGGCAUUUCAACACGUUAUGCUUAAAAAGAAAUCCUCAGAAAGACAAAAUGAUUGUUUUGAUCAUGGUGAGAUAGUAUACCAUGCAUUGCAGCUAAUUUUUUUUACAAUACUUGCUGUUUUAAUUAUGAGACUAAAGCUGUUUCUGACACCACAUAUGUGCAUUAUGGCAUCCCUGAUAUGCUCAAAACAGCUGUUUGCAUGGGUUUUUUACAAAAUCCAGCCUGGAACACUUGUUCUUGCAAUUUUGGCAAUGAUGGCAUUUGAAGGAAUAGCAAAUCUUCAAAAAGAAUGGAGUAUUGUGGGAGAAUUUAGCAAUUUGCCCCAGGAAGAACUACUGCUAUGGAUAAAAGCAAACACCAAGCCAGAUGCUGUUUUUGCUGGUGCAAUGCCUACAAUGGCAAGUGUAAAAUUAUCUGCACAACGACCUAUUGUGAAUCAUCCCCAUUAUGAGGAUGCAGGUUUACGGCCUGGUUGCAGUAUGCCAGAAAUUUGGGACAUAGAAGAUCUUGCCAAUGCUGGGAAAAUUCCCUUAUGCAAUCUCAUGUGCAAAGAUUCCAGGCCAUACUUCAGGACAGUGUUUAACAAUAAUAUAUUCAAAGUAUUGGAAGUUACCAGGGAAUGAUUCUUCAGUACAGUAUAGUUUUUGGCUGUAUAUGUUUUAAACCGGCAACUGUUUUUUAAAAAAUUCUCUUUGAAUUCCAAGUCCAUUAUAAAAUAAUAAUCAUUUUGAUGUUAAUUACAAUGGAUUGCGCUAUUAGAUUUGACUUGUAUUCCAGAGAAUUCAAUACUCAGUUUUUUGUCAAUUGGAGCAAGUGAAGCAGUGUCCCCAUGACACUGGAUGAGGUCCUCAGAAGAGGAGUCCAACUGUAUUUAUUGAGAAGUAUGUUCACUUGAAAAAAAGAUGAGAAUGAUUUUAGUUUGGAACUGCUGGUGUUCUAAGAUACUAACUGGAAUACCAGGCUUUAAAAUGUGAAUAGUUAAAAUAUACUUUGGCCCAAAUUUGUCUCUUUCUGGGACAGUUGUUUAAAAUUUGCUGUGCAAAUGUUUAUUGCAUUUAAACACUUCUUAAUAAAUACUGAUCCUAAGAAAGUGAGCAAAAAUACUUGUAGAAAAUAAUGCCAGAAUCAGUGAAAUUGUGAAGGCAAUGAUUCCUAGCAAAGGUGGUGCAAUUUUAAACCCUGAACGAAUAAGAGUUGACAUAUUGUAGUGCAAUACUUAACAUUCUCUCACUUAUAGUCAUCAUUACAUUGCUAAUUCCACUUUCUUUGCAUGCUUCUCCUUUCUGAAUAAGCAUAGUUUUGUGAAGAAAUUGGAUCGUUUCCAUGAUCCUAUGUCAGUGGAAAUUGCUGUUUGCUUUAUCAAAACUAAAGAAAGGUCACUGAUGUUUUUCAAUCAUUUUACAACUAGUUUAUUUGUUCUACAUUAAAAUUCUGAGUACCUUAGAAUUCAUAUUAAGCCAGAUGUACAUAACAAUAAGACAGAAUGCUUCUAAAUUCUGGCUUAUCAAGAUUGAGCAAGCAUUCUAGUGUAUGUGCCCAAUCUUUCCUAUUUCCUUUUUUGUAAUAUAAUACAUCCAAACUAAAAUUCCUGGUUUGUUGCUUUUUUAACAAGACAAACUUAGAAUCCAACAUUUAUUCCUGGCUUGUUUAUUGGCUUGAGAAUAAUAAUCCAAGGGAUCCUUGUUUGAACAGGUUUUGUACACAUUUUCAUCAGCAGCAGAAGUAGUUGAGAAAUAAACCAACCCAAUGUAGAUAGAAAGAGAAUACAGUAUACAUACUUCAGCAGUUCCUAAAAUUGGACUGCUGAAAUUCAUGUAAACUUAUCUGAAUUUUUGCUACUGUUGACAUGCUAUGAUAAACAAAACUAAAAUUAUUGCAUGUGUUAAUCUUUUAAAAACAGAAAGUUUCCAGGAAAAUCGUACUAUUUUGCCUUAAUGCAAUAAAGGAACAUUUAUCCUUCUUUUAGAGAGUUUAACAUGAUAGGAAAUAACAUUUAUUCCCUAAGAAAUAAACUAUAACCACUUGGGUGCAAAUGUUUUUGUAUGACUCCAUUA
Python bivittatus (Burmese python) is the source of this 3218-nucleotide messenger RNA. NCBI's taxonomy places the organism in Eukaryota, Metazoa, Chordata, Lepidosauria, Squamata, Pythonidae. The record is from RefSeq and is a predicted model, not a curated record.